Molecule: messenger RNA, 1366 nt
Organism: Diatraea saccharalis (sugarcane borer)
Lineage: Eukaryota; Metazoa; Arthropoda; Insecta; Lepidoptera; Crambidae
Source: the annotation of a GenBank genome assembly
UGUGGUGUUGUGAACACUGAGCGAGGUUAUUGUUUUGAUAUUUUAGUUUUUCUACUAAAGCAGGUAUAUAAUUAACACCCACUCACUCCAAACAUUUGUCAAAUAAAACAGUCUGUUAAAAUUGUUAUAGAUCAUUAAUAACUAUAUAGACUAUGAUGGCAGAUGAAACAAAGCCAGUCAAUGAAAACGAUCUAAAAGAGUUAAAAGAUAGAAUGAAUUUAAUUGUUAGUGCUGAUCCAGCUCAAUACCACAAUGAUUUUUCAUUGAGAAGAUACCUCAGAGCAUUUAAAACUGUUGACCAAGCAUUUCAGGCUAUAAUAAAAACCAAUAAAUGGCGAAUAGAGUAUGGUGUUGCUGAGUUACAAAAUGACAAGGAACUCAUAACAAAGUAUGCUAACAAAGCUAGGGUCCUGAGGCACCGUGAUAUAGUUGGCAGACCUAUUGUAUAUAUACCUGCUAAGAAUCAUAGCUCCAAUGACAGAAACAUUGAUGAACUGACCAAAUUUAUUGUUUACUGCCUGGAAGAUGCCAGCAAAAAAUGUUUUGAAGAAGUAAUAGAUAAUCUUUGCAUUGUAUUUGAUUUAAACAGCUUCACCCUUUCUUGUAUGGACUACCAAGUUUUGAAGAACCUCAUAUGGUUGUUGAGCAGACACUAUCCUGAAAGACUUGGUGUUUGUCUUAUCAUCAAUGCCCCAGCAUUUUUUUCAGGUUGUUGGGCUGUUAUAAAGGGCUGGCUUGAUGAAAAUACUGCAGGAAAGGUAACAUUUGUUAAUUCAGAGAUGGAUCUCUGCCAGUACCUGAUACCAGAUAUUUUGCCAACUGAUAUGUAGACAGAGAAAAGAUAAUAUUGAUAGAGUAUCUUAUAUGUAUUGUUUUCAAAUAUGACAUAAUUGUGAAUAUGUAUUUAUAUUUACUUGUUAUCAUAAGAUAAAGUUUAAGCCAGUAAGAAUUAAUACAAUAAGUAUUUGUUCCUUUUUAAUAGAUUUUAUACAAAUCGCAAUCAAACUAAUAUUUAAAAAGAAGUCAAAUAAACUUUUAUUUUUACACUCAUUCAUAUUACUUAAACUAAUAUAGUUAAAUUAAGAGUCAAUUGGCAUAUGUUGUUGUUUUUAUGAUGAUAGUGAUCUUAUUUAAGUAAAUAAAUGAAUAUUACAAUAUUUAAGUUAUUACUCUGCUUUUAUAAUACAUAUAGUUAAAAUUUUAGUACAAAAUAGUUGUAAUUUUCAUUUACAUAACAUUUUUCAUUUACAUUUAAUAAAAAUACAUUUCUGUUCACAAUGUCCCGCUCAAUAAUCGUAUAUUUUAAUGCCGCCUUUAAAUACAUAAGGUAUGUUACAACUGGGAUAAUGUACAUCAAAUUUUACUU